AUGGACCUGAACCUCCUCCAGGCGAAUAUCAACCACUGCGCCAGAGCUCAGGACCUCCUUUUCCAGAGCAUGGCGCAGUGGUCGAUCCACGUAGCCGUGGUAGCUGAGCCCUACCGCGUCCCUUCUGGGGAUAAUUGGGUGGGAGAUACGGACGGAGUUGUAGCCAUGACGUCCCGGUCCAUAGUGGGCUCCCCGGCCUUCGUUAAUGUAGUGCGAGGUCGGGGAUACGUCUCGGCCUUUAUUGACGACGUAAUGGUGGUUGGAGUGUACUUCUCGCCGAAUAAGAGUCUCGCUGACUUCGAGCAGUUUCUUGCUGAAGUCGGCGUCCUUAUAAACAGAAGACGCUCCUGCCACCCUAACGAGGAGCCUCGGGCGACUGAUUUGAGGUAUCGGUCGCCCGACGAGAAACGUCCUCGAGUCGGGAGGCGCACCGAAUGUUCCUGGUACGCCUCUGACGGAGUUUGGAGACCUCGAAAAGGUCCCCCUGUGGAGGGUCUGCCUCGGCAGACGCCGCUGGCUGGGAUGUGGAAGAUUGCGCAAGUGUUCCCAUGUCCCAGUCACUAG
Pararge aegeria (speckled wood butterfly) is the source of this 564-nucleotide messenger RNA. RefSeq lists its product as uncharacterized. The coding region runs from base 1 to 564 and encodes 187 amino acids. The record is from RefSeq and is a predicted model, not a curated record. The transcript has a single exon. Lineage: Eukaryota; Metazoa; Arthropoda; Insecta; Lepidoptera; Nymphalidae.